AUGUCUGAUGAAGCCGCCGUUGCAUUCGAAGACAGCCUCGGACUCUUCACAGUUUACGAAGACGGCUCGGUCCGGCGCGCCUCUCCGGGCAGCCUUUUCGACGUCCCGGUCAUCGACGACGACGGCGGCGGCUCCUCCGUCCAGUGGAAAGACUACACCUUUGACCCUCAAAACAACCUUUCCCUCCGCCUCUACAAACCCACUUUGCCUAAUAACAACAAUUCAAACAAGCUCCCCGUCAUCUACAACUUCCACGGCGGCGGCUUCUGCAUCGGCUCCCGAGCCGACCCGAUCAGCCACAACUGCAGCUACCGGCUCGCGUCCCGGCUCCAAGCCGUGGUGGUCUCGCCCGACUACCGGCUGGCUCCCGAGAGCCGGCUCCCCGCCGCGGUCGAGGACGGCUACGCGGCUCUGAAGUGGCUCCAGGAUCAAGCCGAGGGACGUGGAGAUGAGGGAGAUGGAUGGUUGGGUGACGUGGCGGAUUUUGGGAAUGUGUUUGUCUGUGGGGAGUCGGCGGGAGGGAACAUUGCUCAUAAUUUGGCGGUGAGGCUUGGAGCCGGGUCGCCGGAGCUGGCGCCGGUUGAGGUGAAGGGGUUAUGGAAAUGCUCGAUUCCGGAGGGAGACACGUGCGACCAUCCUCUGGUGAACCCAUUUGGAGCGAGGAGCAAAGCCGUGGAAGCGGCGGAGAUGGAUCCGAUUCUUGUGGUCUCCGGCGGGAGUGAUAUUCUCGUCGAUCGUAUCAGAGACUACGUCGAGAAGUUGAAGAAUUUGGUAAAGUCGGUUGAAUAUGCUGAAUUUGAAGGACAGCCACAUGUGUUCUUCAGCAUUAAUCCAGACUCGGAAGCAGCAGAGUCGGUGAUGAAUUUGAUUAGCAAAUUCGUCGGCGAGAAUUCAACCUAA
Messenger RNA from Linum tenue, 900 nucleotides. NCBI's taxonomy places the organism in Eukaryota, Viridiplantae, Streptophyta, Magnoliopsida, Malpighiales, Linaceae. The record is from the annotation of a GenBank genome assembly.